Molecule: messenger RNA, 2408 nt
Organism: Ostrea edulis (European flat oyster)
Lineage: Eukaryota; Metazoa; Mollusca; Bivalvia; Ostreida; Ostreidae
Product: soluble guanylate cyclase 88E-like
Exons: 14
Coding region: 49-2274 (741 amino acids)
Biological process (GO): cGMP biosynthetic process; nitric oxide-cGMP-mediated signaling; response to oxygen levels
Cellular component (GO): guanylate cyclase complex, soluble
Molecular function (GO): heme binding; oxygen sensor activity; guanylate cyclase activity
Source: RefSeq, a predicted model, not a curated record
AUUAGUUCUACACCUGCUAAAAAGGACCUUACGGGAGUUUACUUCUUGAUGAACGGCGAGAAUUUCGACUGUCAGGGAUUAUUGGGUACAGCACUACUUUUGAUAACUCUUCUACUAGUCUUCAUGAUGUAUGGAUUACUUCUGGAGAGUAUACAACAUUACAUCAUAGAGAAAUACGGAACAGAUCACUGGAAUAGGAUCUUGGAGUAUAUACAACAGAGGAAUAUUGUCUUCACCACUCAUAAGAUUUACACAGACGAUCUGAUGAAGAAAAUCGCCAAAGGCUGUUGUCAAGUGUUCAACGAGCAGAAAACAGAGGACGACUACAUGUUAUUUUUUGGUCAGUGUUUUGUUAAAUUUUUUGAUCAUUGUGGAUAUGACAAAAUUGUUCGCCUGCAAGGUCGCCAUUUCCGGGAUUUUCUUCACGGCAUUGAUAAUCUACACGAAACCAUGCGAUACAGUUACCAAAGAAUGCAGAGUCCAUCUUUCCUGGUUCAAUCGGAAGACCGAUAUGGGUGUGUUCUAAGUUACCGCUCCAAACGAACCGGCUUCAAAAACUAUGUUGCAGGCCAGUUGGCUCAAUGUGCAAAAAUGUUCUAUGAUAUUGAUAUAGAAUUGGAAAUUUUGCUGGAGGAGCUUCUAAAUACUGGCUGCAAUGUGACGUUUAGAAUUAACUUCGACAAUUCGGCUUAUUGUGCUCCUAUGCAAGCUUCGGUCCCCAGCGAUUUCUUUUAUGACAUCGAAUUCAUCUCAAACGAACUGUUUUUCAAGGUUUUCCCGUUCAGCAUUGUCUUCAACAGAGACAUGGUGGUUACAAUGACAGGAUACAGAAUGUCUAAAUGGCUAGAUACCAACGACUUGAUUGGCUCAUACAUCGAUGUUCGAUUCAAACUGAGACGGCCAAUAUUAGAAUUCACAUGGGAUAAUAUCAUUACUCAUCAGACAGUAGUGUUUGAACUCCAGUGCGCCAACCUCACCCCUCGAAGACAUUCCACUAUUAUGGCGUCACUUGUAGAGAAUACCAUCAGUAGCAAAUUCAAACUCAUUUUCCGCGGACAGAUGAAAUACAUCCCGUACUGGAACGCCAUCGCCUUCCUCUGCAACCCACUAGUCGGCUCUCUGGACGACAUGAGACGGGUCGGGUUGUACAUAAAUGACCUUAACCUCUUUGACUGUAGCAGAGACAUUGUUCUCAAUGGCUGGCAAUACGCAUCCCAGAUGGAAUUCUCUCUUGAACAGCAACAAGAAAAUAGCAAACUGAUAGAAGAAAACAUGAUAAAGCAAGACGAAUGGCAACUGAAGAGUGAGACGUUAUUGUACUCCAUGAUCCCUAGAACGAUUGCUGAACGCUUAAAACGUGGAGAGGACCCGGUCAACACAUGCGAGAUGUUUGAGCAGGUGACGAUUUUGUUUAGCUACAUUGUGGACUUUGCAGAUAUCUGCGCUGAAGCGUCAGCAAUGCAGAUCGUGAAAUGCAUCAACGCCGUCUUCACAUGCUUUGAUGCUGUCGUCGACAAGUAUGACGUUUUCAAGGUGGAGACAUUAGGAGACGCCGUGUACAUGGUGGCGGGAGGUGUCCCAGACCGGAACGAGAACCACGCGGUCAAUGUGGCGGGACUGGCAAUAGAGCUAGUGGAGAAAGCGGCCAGUCUUAUUGACCCGGUGUCCGGAGAGAAUCUCCAGCUCAGGGCGGGUAUGCACUCAGGGAGCGUUGUGGGAGGAAUAGUGGGGAAGAGGAUGCCUCAGUACUGUUUGUUUGGCGACACUGUGAACACCGCAUCACGAAUGCAAUCCUAUAGCGAGUCAGGGAGGAUUCAUUUAAGUGAGCCUUGUCACGAAUGUCUGAGAGGGAAAGGUUUUACCACAGUCUUUCGAGGGACGCUGAACGUCAAGGGCAAAGGUGAGAUGAACACAUACUGGCUGGCAGGUAGAGAUGGCGAGAAGAGAACCAAAAUCAUAUGUGAAUUACUGAAAGCCGAAAAGGCCAAAAAGAUGAAAACCCAAUAUCGGUACAACGAUGUUAAGCCGUUUUCAUUCUUCCAUGCAAAGUUAAGCUCGUUCGAAAAUGGGUUUGAUCUACACGGCAUGCAUAAUAUCACGAGCUCUGCUAACUUCUCCCUACUGCAGACAACCAAUCAGGAGGAUUCUCAACACAAAGGUGGGCAGAACCCCAAGCCAAAAAGCACGCUCAAGAAGAAGAAUUCCAGUUCAUUAGACAUUGUUGCAGAAAGUGCCUCAGAUGACAAAUCUAAACCAGCACCUGUGUUUGUGUGAGAAAUAGUUAAUCCAGGAUUUCAAAACAUAUCAAAAUGCCUGAGUAAACCUGACAUGUGGUUUUCUGAAGGACAGAAAAUAAAAUUACUCUUGUUUAAAAGAUCUACAUUGUUGAAAAUAAAAUGUCGUCAGUU